CGCAUGUGACAUCCGUAAAGGUAUCCUUCGUUGUGGCAUUUCGAAUUUACACUUUAUCCCAGCAUGAGUGAAGAAAUAUCUGAGAAUAAUGGCCUUCGGGCCAUUGCAGAGGCUGCCAAUCACUUUUCUACUAGUUUUCUGAAGGUACUGGUUAAUGAUAAAUCUGAUGAUUUGAUCACAUCUCCAUUGAGUAUUCAAGUGGUAUUGGCCAUGGCUGCGUACGGAGCUAAUGGAAAAACUGCUACUCAAAUGCGUUCAGCUCUUUUUCUCCCUGAUAACGACGAUCUUAGCCAAUCUGGUUAUCGCUACCUCAUCACACUUCUGAAUACUGCAAAAGGAGUUGAACUGCGUCUCGCCAAUAAAAUAUUUACGGCUUCUGGUUUCGAGGUAAAACCUACAUACAAGGAAUUGACGACUGCAAAAUUCUUGUCAUCGAGUCAGGAAGUAGAUUUCAACGAUGCAUCGACUGCUGCUAAAACCUUGAACACUUGGUGCGAAGAGCAAACGAACAAGUGCAUAAAAAACGUUUUUGCACCAAACAACAUCAGCAAAGACACCAAGUUGGUAUUGGUGAACGCCGUGUACUUCAAGGGUCAAUGGGAGAAAAAGUUUGAUCCUUCUCGGACUCAGGAUAGACCGUUCUAUGUAGAUGAAAAAACUGCAAAACAUGUUCCUACCAUGUACAUAAAAGCUAAAUUCAAAAGGCAGGUUCUUCCAGAGCAUGACGCAACCUUCAUCGAAUUACCGUACGAGGGUGGAGAGCUGAGCAUGAUUAUAAUUUUACCAAAUAAAAUUGUAAAUGGAUUAAACAUGAUCGAGGAUAAUCUUCAUGGAGUGAAUUUCAAGGAAAGAUUAGAACAAAUUUCUCCCAGAGACGUCGUUGUAUACUUACCAAAAUUCAAAGUCGAAUGCAGUUUUGAUCUCCAGGAAACUUUGAAGAAGUUGGGAAUGACUGAAAUGUUUACAAAUAAUGCUGACUUUUCUGGCAUAGCUGAUAUUCCGCUAAAAGUUAGCAAAGUCGUUCAGAAGGCAUUUAUCGAGGUCAACGAAGAAGGUAGUGAGGCAGCUGCUGUUACAAAAAUGCAGAUUACAAAGCGUUCUGGGCCACGAGAAUUCGAAGUUAAUCGGCCUUAUUACUUUGAAAUAUAUCAUCGAAAUACUGGAAUUUCAAUCUUUGCUGGCUUUGUUCGACAACCCAACUAGGUGUAAUUUAAUCAUGACCAUUAAUUGCAAAAUGGCACUGAAGAUUAAAUCUGUUACAGAAUUAUACCAGAGCU
Messenger RNA from Diprion similis, 1277 nucleotides. Its product is annotated as serpin B6-like. The record is from RefSeq and is a predicted model, not a curated record. Lineage: Eukaryota; Metazoa; Arthropoda; Insecta; Hymenoptera; Diprionidae. The transcript is spliced from 8 exons. Bases 64 to 1203 code for a protein of 379 amino acids. Gene Ontology annotation, molecular function: serine-type endopeptidase inhibitor activity.